AUGGUUAAUAAAUCCACAUUUAACCAUCCUAUAACGCUCGCAGAAAAUUUGGAAUUAGUUAUUAUGGAUAAUAAAAUAAUACAAUUUGACAGUGGUGUUGGAGGUCAGCAAGACGCUAAUGUAUGGCCAUCACUACAACACGACGAGGAAAUAUUUUGACGAUAAAUUAAACUUAUAUAUACAGAUACAGGUAAAUUAUUAUUAGCACUUUUUGUUUUUGGUAUAUCAUAUAUCAACGAAAGAUUUUUACACGGACUUGCUUCCAAACCGGGGCUGUUGGAGAACAUGGACACUGCUAACCUCUCCCUGGUUCAUCUGUGCUACGUAGCCGAGCGGAAGAUUUCAGGUAUAUUUUUUAAUGAGACAGAUGGUCAUACGUUGACGGAGUUUUGCGCACUACGAACCAAAUCGCAUACGUACACAUUGGACAGAGUAGAAAAAAUCAAGGUUAAAGAUAUUAGAUGUCAUGUAGUCAAAAACCACAUUACUUUUAACGGCCAUAAACAGUGCUUGUUUGGUGACGUUGAACUUGAUGCGCGUAUAGGGAUAAUGUUUCUAUAUGGUCGUUCCAUCACCAACUCAGACCGAUCUCAACAAACAAACAUAUAA
Messenger RNA from Cinara cedri, 609 nucleotides. The record is from the annotation of a GenBank genome assembly. Lineage: Eukaryota; Metazoa; Arthropoda; Insecta; Hemiptera; Aphididae.